Aspergillus mulundensis is the source of this 1182-nucleotide messenger RNA. RefSeq lists its product as uncharacterized. The transcript has a single exon. The record is from RefSeq and is a predicted model, not a curated record. Lineage: Eukaryota; Fungi; Ascomycota; Eurotiomycetes; Eurotiales; Aspergillaceae. Bases 1 to 1182 code for a protein of 393 amino acids.
AUGGUGCACUUGCUUGAUCUCCCCGAUGAACUCCUUCUCAUGGUCAUCCAGUGCCUCGACAACGACAGACCAGAGAUCUCACUGAACUUUUGGAACUUGCCGAGAUGGUGCAGCCAAGCAACAAAGCGCUGCAAACGUUCCCAGCGCGUUCAACAUCUCCACGCGCUCUUGCUCGUCUCGCGCCGUUUCCACAGCUUUGUCGAACCAUUCUUUUACCGCGACCUUCGCGUUGAGGAAGGACAAAACGCGGAGCUGUACAAUACACUCACACAGAAUCCUCGGCUUUUAAGCCACAUAAAAUCAGCCAUUAUCAACUCCUCCACGUUCCGCAGGGAUGGUUACAACCUACUCUGGAAAAGCCCUAUUCAAACUCUCACCCUGGUGAAAAUCGACAACCUCCACCCUCUCGAGUAUGUUUCUCAGGACGACCGCGCCGGCAAUUCCUCCAUCCAAAGACUGAAUUUGAUGCGCUGUUCCGCCGAGAUACCGGUCCUCACUGCUAUCCUACGCUGGCCCGCUGCCCUGAAGGCUAUCCACUACGAUGUUACUGAUCAGUCGCGGCGACAUCUUCCUGGCAGAUCGAGCUGGAAUACUGGCCUGCGUGUUCCUACUUGGCCAUGUCCAAGCUUUGUACAGGCACUCCAAUCCCAAAAAGCGACAUUGCAAGAGAUCACAAUGACCAGACAGUUUCCCCCUGAAGCUGAGGAGGGUCCACAGAUUGAGCUCUGCGAGUUCGGCUCGCUCUCAAUACUUCGUAUCACUUACGCCUUCAUCUGCAACUGGGGGAACUCCCACGACGCGUGGAAAAGUCUUCCGCCAAACCUAGAAACAUUAGAGGUUUUUUAUGAUGAUGAAGAUUGGGAGAUCGAGUUUUUUGAAGGUUGGGAGCUUCCCGGCUUUACCGACCUUGACUGGGAAGGCGCGCAAUGGCUCAGAAAUCUACUCGAUCGAAAGAAGACGCAAUUCUCGAAGUUAUCUAGAAUCACAAUCCGUAAUCCGCGGAGUGACCCCGACAACGACCUGGAUAUCUGGCCUUCUGAAACAGAUGAAUAUAUGCGUCCGUGGAAACUCCCAGACCUCAUCUCGAAACGAUGCAGAGACGCUGGUGUGGAGUUGACGGUUUUGGUUGAGGAGGACCCACCGAGUUCCAUCGAGGACUAUGAUGCCAUUGAUAUUCUCUAA